UUUCCAUAAGUACGAAUCCAUCAUCAACACUCACACAAAAUGUUCAAACUAGCCGUUUUUUUAUCAGCUGUUAUCAGUGCAGUCUAUUGCGUUCCUCAAAAUUACUACUUCGGCAACUAUGAAACAGCCCCGUAUCAACCUUCAGGCUGGAGACCAUCAGGGGCAGCUUUUCGUCUUCCAGAACGUCAGCAGGCGCUUCCAACAAUCUACGGACCUCCUCAGCCUGAGUACGGACCUCCAGAACCCGCAACAACCACAGAGGCUGUUGAUUCAACGACAACAGAAAUUCCAACAACGACUGAAGUAAACACUGAAGAGAAUGAAGCUGAAAACUUGAGCGAGCAGUUGAAAGAUGGGGAACAAGGUGCCUACUAUAUCUUUCAUCCCUCAGGACUCCUUCAGAAAGUGACAUUUGCCACCAAGGAUGACUUGGCCAACAUGGCAUACUAUGCUAGAAUCAAGUAUGAGGAUGUUGAACCAAUCAGAGGGCCAAUAUACACAUAUGAUCCAGAAACAGCUGAACUGAAAAGGAUUGCAAGGAGAGUUAGCUCAGCCCAAGAAUAUGAGCUUCUUGUCAAGUAUCACUCCAUUCGACCCUCCCAUCGAACGUUACGACAUGCCCUUGGGAAUCUUUCCCCUUCGACUGAAGAAAACAACCACGCUCUUCUCAGGGUUCAUUUCAAUUCUCCUUUGAGCAAACCGAAGAUGAAGUCUCGAGAUGGCUUGUUGCAGUCCAAAAUGAUCCAACUAGCCAUUUUCUUAUCCGCUGUUAUCAGUGUAGUCUAUUGCGUUCCCCAAAAUUACUACUUCGGCAACUAUGAAACAGCCCCCUAUCAACCUUCGGGCUGGAGACCAUCAGGGGCAGCUUUUCGUCUUCCAGAACGGCAGCAGGUCCUCCCAACAAUCUACGGGCCUCCUCAGCCUGAGUACGGACCACCAGAACCCGCAACAACCACAGAGGCUGUUGAUUCAACGACCACAGAAAUUCCAACAACGACUGAAGUAAACACUGAAGAGAAUGAAGCUGAAAACUUGAGCGAACAGUUGAAAGAUGGGGAACAAGGUGCCUACUACAUCUUUCAUCCCUCAGGACUCCUUCAGAAAGUGACAUUUGCCACCAAGGAUGACUUGGCCAACAUGGCAUACUAUGCUAGAGUCAAGUAUGAGGAUGUUGAACCAAUCAGAGGGCCAAUAUACACGUAUGAUCCAGAAUCAGCAGAGCUGAAAAGGAUUUCAAGAAGAGUUAGCUCACCUCAAAAAUAAUUAGUUUUUGUUCUUGAUGCAAUAAAAUGUGUCCCAAGUUUGUUCGACGUAAUUUCGUUCAAUAUUUAUUUAUGAUAUGGAGAGAUAUGUAUGUAUAUUGAUUUAUAAAUUAAAUAUAUGAGUCCGUAAGAAACAGUU
Harmonia axyridis is the source of this 1401-nucleotide messenger RNA. RefSeq lists its product as uncharacterized. The record is from RefSeq and is a predicted model, not a curated record. The transcript is spliced from 3 exons. Lineage: Eukaryota; Metazoa; Arthropoda; Insecta; Coleoptera; Coccinellidae. Bases 40 to 1263 code for a protein of 407 amino acids.